Cajanus cajan (pigeon pea) is the source of this 1600-nucleotide messenger RNA. RefSeq names its product ultraviolet-B receptor UVR8. NCBI's taxonomy places the organism in Eukaryota, Viridiplantae, Streptophyta, Magnoliopsida, Fabales, Fabaceae. The record is from RefSeq and is a predicted model, not a curated record.
GGGUUUAGUUUAGUUGCGUUUUGGAUUCAAAAAAUGGUAAGAAGCACUCACUCGUGAAUCCCACGCAAUCCUCUUGUUUUCUUCUGCACUCACUCACUCACUCUCUCAGCUCACUCUCAAACCUUGAUGGAUUCCCAUUCCCACAUCAUUGCAUGGGGUUCCGGCGAAGACGGUCAACUAGGAAUCGGCAACAACGAAGAGAAGGAAUGGGUCUCCGUCGUCAAAGCCCUCCAGCCCCACCGUCUCCGCUCCGUCGUCGCCGGCAGCAGAAACUCCCUCGCCAUCGCUGACGACGGCAAACUGUUCACUUGGGGGUGGAACCAAAGGGGCACGCUUGGCUACUUGUCUGAGACUGAGACCAAGACUGAGAACAUUCCCGGCCAGCUCAAGGCUCUUUCCGGUGUUAAAAUUCUUCAGGCGGCUAUUGGGGGGUGGCACUGUUUGGCUGUUGAUGAUCAAGGCAGAGCUUAUGCCUGGGGUGGGAAUGAAUAUGGGCAGUGUGGUGAAGAACCCAAGGAUGACACUGGUAGACUUUUAAGGAGAGAUAUAGUGAUCCCUCAGCGCUGUGCCCCAAAGCUUGUUGUUCGCCAGGUUGCUGCAGGAGGAACUCACUCAGUGGUACUUACACGUGAAGGGCAUGUUUGGACAUGGGGUCAGCCAUGGCCUCCUGGUGACAUAAAACAGAUUUCAGUCCCUGUUCGGGUUCAAGGUCUUGAAAAUGUGAGGCUCAUUGCUGUUGGGGCAUUUCAUAAUUUGGCUCUUCAAGAGGAUGGAACUUUAUGGGCAUGGGGUAAUAAUGAAUAUGGGCAACUUGGAACUGGAGAUACUCAACCAAGAUCACAGCCUAUUCCUGUUCAAGGACUUUCUGAUCUUACUCUGGUGGAUAUUGCUGCUGGUGGAUGGCUUUCUAUUGCAUUGACAGAUGAAGGAGAGGUUUAUGGCUGGGGAAGGGGUGAACAUGGCAGGCUUGGAUUCGGUGAUAGUGACAAGAGUAGUAAAAUGGUACCGCAGAAGGUUCAGCUUUUAGCUGGUGAAGAUAUUGUUCAGGUGUCAUGUGGAGGUACUCAUUCAGUUGCUUUAACCCGGGAUGGACGCAUGUUUUCUUUUGGUAGAGGUGACCAUGGUCGUCUUGGAUAUGGAAGGAAAGUGACCACUGGUCAGCCAAUGGAGGUACCUAUAAACAUCCCUCCUCCACAGAAUCUCAGUGACAGUGCAGCUGAGGGACAUUGGAUAGCUAAACUUGUUGCUUGUGGUGGCCGCCAUACGUUGGCAAUAGUAGAAUGGAAACCAAAUGAAUCUUAAGAUUGACUCAUGAAUCAUAAAUAAAACGCAAACUGGAAAGUAGAUGAGCCUAAUGACUCAUUUGGAACUCAGUUGAGGUGCUACAAUUUCUGUUGGAACUCAAAUCAUAUAUAGCACACACGUUCAUCAAUAUAGUCAUGGGAGUUGGUUUUGAAUGGUCUUAAUUUCCGUAUUUAUUUAGGAGAUGUUUGGUUAGGUGAAUUUUAUCUAGAAAUCAUGAUUUUCGAUAAUUAUAUCGUGGCUAUUGUUUUUGGAGAUGAUUUAGUUUUAUUUGAUUAAAUAUAACUAUUUUAGGGAA